AUGGUUACUGACCUUUUCCUGUCACUUUUGGAGCUUGUUAACAGAUCCACCCAGCUAAGACAUCUUCGAUUGGUGAGUUGCGGUAAGUUAUCAACUGAAAGAUUGAAUGUAGUAGUCGAAAAACUACCAUUACUGGAGGAGUUUCAUCUUUACUACACCUACAUUGACAAAGAAGCCAUCGAAACCAUUGGUUGCUGUUGCCCACUUUUGAAAUCAUUCACAUAUAACCAGAAAUGGAUCAUAAAGAAUUAUAAGUAUCGUGAUGAUACCCUGAACGAUAAUGAUGAGGCACUAGCUAUUGCGAAGAACAUCCCUGGAUUACGCCAUCUUCAACUCGAAGGUAAUAGAAUGACAAAUAUUGGCUUGCAAGCACUUCUUGAUGGUUGCCCUCACCUUGAUUCACUUGUUUUGGAACAAUGUCUCAACAUCAACCUUAAUGGGGAUGUGGGCAAAAGAUGUUCAAAGAUAAAAGAUAUGCAUUUUCACUUGGACUUGGCGAUAUGGAGCCACCAGAUGAUAUAUUAUCUAUAUGAGGAUUUUCAGUGGUGACUAACCAGAUUUUCAUUAAUGGGAACUACACUAGGUGGUAUUUGUUAAUUUUUUAUAUUGAUCGAAAUUCAUGACGUUUUGUGGUUUGAGGAGGCAUACUGGUCUGGAUCUUUUAUCUGACUGCAUGUAUUGAUCGGAUGAGUAUUGUGAAUUUUCCGCUGGCAACCACUCUUGUGACUAUGUGGGGGCUGUUCUUCUUAUUAUGGUUUUCUUGAUUUUGAAAUCUAUGAUCAAGAGGAAACCCACGAGGUGUGUCUUGUGUGUGAAUAUCCAUGUUUGUGUAUAUGGCUGUGAGUGCUUCUUGUUGCAGAUAAGCAUGGGAGCAUCUGGGUGUAUUGCCCAAAUUUUAUUGUGAUCUAUUCAACUGGACAACUAGAAUGUAACAGCACUGUUUUUGCAUUUUAGUUUUGG
Molecule: messenger RNA, 960 nt
Organism: Ilex paraguariensis (yerba mate)
Lineage: Eukaryota; Viridiplantae; Streptophyta; Magnoliopsida; Aquifoliales; Aquifoliaceae
Source: the annotation of a GenBank genome assembly